Messenger RNA from Acipenser ruthenus (sterlet), 3490 nucleotides. RefSeq names its product F-box only protein 3-like. Gene Ontology annotation, molecular function: protein binding. The record is from RefSeq and is a predicted model, not a curated record. NCBI's taxonomy places the organism in Eukaryota, Metazoa, Chordata, Actinopteri, Acipenseriformes, Acipenseridae. The transcript has 11 exons. The coding region runs from base 52 to 1413 and encodes 453 amino acids.
CUGGUGACGUCACGGCGGGGUGGGGGUGGUUACAGUUCGCCAGGUUCCAAGAUGGCAACGUCCACGGAGCUCAGCUUGGAGAUUUUACCGUCAGAUCCUUUGCUGUUGAUUUUGUCGUUUCUCGAUUUUAAAGAUUUAAUCAGCUGCAGUCAUGUCAGUCGAAGGCUUCAGGAACUCUCGAAUCACAACCCGCUGUGGAAGAGGCAUUGUCAGAAACACUGGCUGCUGUCUGAGUCAGAUAAAGCCCAGAGGACUCAGAGCUGGAAGGACUUGUUCAGAGAGUUUUACUCUGAUUUAGGACGUUAUAUAGAGCACUACGCAACCCUGAAACGAGCUUGGGAUGAUCUGAAGAGAUACCUGGACCAGGAAUGCCCCAGGAUGAUCAUCUCACUGAAAGAUGGCGUGAAAGAUGAUGAACUGAACGCUAUCGAAGCACAGAUAGGCUGCAAACUCCCUCAUGAUUACCGCUGCUCGUUUCGAAUACACAACGGGCAGAAACUGGUCGUACCCGGGCUGAUGGGGAGCAUGGCCCUGUCCAAUCACUACCGCUCGGAGGACCUGCUGGACAUCGAGACGGCAGCAGGGGGGUUCCAGCAGAGGAAGGGGCUCCGGCAGUGCCUCCCCCUCACCUUCUGCUUCCACACCGGCCUGAGCCAGUACAUGGCGCUGGAGAGCGUGGAGGGACGUCACCGAUACGAGAUCUUCUACCACUGCCCGGACCAAAUGGCCCGUGACCCUUCUGCUAUUGACAUGUUUAUAACAGGGUCUUGCUUCACAGAGUGGUUUACUUCGUACGUUCACAGUGUGGUAACCGGGGGCUAUCCAAUAAUCCGGAACCAGAUCUUCAGGUAUGUCCAUGACAAGGAGUGUGUGGCCACAACGGGGGAUAUCACAGUCUCAGUGUCUACCUCAUUCCUCCCUGAACUCAGCUCUGUGCACCCGCCUCACUACUUCUUCACAUACAGAAUCAGAAUCGAGAUGUCGAAGGAUGCCUUGCCAGAGAAUGCAUGCCAGCUGGACAGCAGAUACUGGAAAAUAACAAAUGCAAAUGGAAACGUGGAAGAGGUCCAGGGUCCAGGUGUUGUGGGCGAGUUUCCUGUGAUGCAGCCUGGGAAGGUGCACGAGUAUGCCAGCUGCACCACCUUCUCAACCACCUCCGGGCACAUGGAGGGGCAUUACACCUUCCACCGGCUCAAGAACAAGGAGGUGAUGUUCAACAUCACCAUCCCUCGCUUCCACAUGGUCUGCCCUCCCUUCCGCAAGUCUGUGGUGCGGACGGGAUCAGCAAGUGACGUCUCCCACACCUCGUGGAACGACGAAGAGAACUCGACAGACACGGAUGAUUAUGAAGACGCAGAGCAGGGGGGGCUUGGUUUCCCUGCCCCCAGCGGUCACUGUCCACGGCGUAUCUGAUGCACUUUUAUACCACGGGACUUUGGGAGUGGGGGUUGGGAUCUUGAGCCCUACAGGGUGGCUGACAGAGUCUGUGAUGCGGCUUUAUACCUGCCUCUGUAACUUUUUCAUGUGUGUGUCUGUGUGUGUGUGUGUGUGUGUGUGUGUGUGUGAAAACCUCCAAUACCUUGGGCCUGAUUUCCCACUGUGGGAAAAAUUCCCAUGUUCUUUAUUUAGUGUCGCCAUUCACCAAGAUUGCAAGUGUACAGUUUUGUUAUUGCUGGUAGGAAGAUACUGCAGCCUUUAAUAGUUUUUUUUAUACCUCCAGUUUGAAUGAUACAGGUAUACCUGUGUUAUCACUGCUUUGUUCAAAAUGUAUAUAGCACAGCAUCUCUGUGAGUGUAUGCAGUGCUGUCCCUUUGUACUGCUGUACUGGUUACAAGUCCUGGUUUCCAUUAGCAGUUGCACUUUCAUACUCAUUACAAGGCAGAACACAAAUAGCACAGUCUUGGAACUGUGGCUCCCCACUGUAGCGUUGUGAAGGGGAGCACUGUACUUUUGUUUUGUUAGGAUGCUACUGUAGAUUUAAAAGAAACGGUAAUUGUAAGAUUGCUCAUAAUGUGGUUAACUUGGUCUAAACGGUUGUUAAAGACGUUCUUUUCCUGGCCAGUGGCACAGCCGCAGGGGAAAAUCGAAUGCGUUUCUAUUUAAUGAGUGCUCUUUUGAAAAACGCUGUAGAUAUUUUCAUUAAAUGGGGAGGGGAAAUGAUGGAGGGAUUUGAGUCAUAUGCUCCGGCUCUUUCAACCAUCAAAGCCCACAAGCCUUUAGACAGAUCUACUUUAAAAAAAUAUAUAUAUAAAUAUAUAAUGUUGCUUUAAGCACACAUAUCUUCUUGGAGGUAUGUGUGCUUAUUAAAGCAACGUGCAGUCUGCAAUAAUAGAUCAUCAUUAUUUUUUUUUUUUUUUAAGUAGCAGUGUUGGAGAUUUCCGCAAUACAUGAUAUUUCAAAUAAACGCCAUUUGAAACACUGCAGGGAAUUAUUUUUUAAUUUCAGAUCCGGUUUUUUGAUUGCUCCUGUAAAUAUUGGCUUUAAAUGUUUCCUCCACAUUUAUCAAAGUGAUAUUGGUGUCACUUUGUAAUGCAAUUAAUCUCUGCAUCGAGUGAUCGGGUGAUAUUUCUCAAUUGCUGCCCAAUAAUAAAUACCUACAAUUUACAUUAUUGUUGUUUUUUUUUGCCAAGUGAUGCGUUUAUAUUUUAUUCGAAAUGUUUUUCAAUCUCAUGAAUGAGUUCUAUGUAUUUCCCUGCAGAGUUUAAAAUUGUAUGGUUGUGAAGUUCUCUUAGGAGGGUAAAAUACAAUGCCACACCUUUAUAGCUUUCACACUUGCUUGGGGCAAAAUAUCUUACAAUAGGAACCAGGCAUAAACUAUUUUAUAGAAACACCUGCACACUACAGUCUUCCUUCUGGGUUCGUUAUUGUAAGAUAAUAUGGUUUGGAGGGAAUAAGGUGCUGUGUUUAAACAAAUCCAGAUUCACUCCUGUGGUAAAAUUAGUUUGAUCCAUUCCUGGUUUUACUAUGAUCUUAAUAUAACACACCUGAGCUUGUUACCUAUACACUGGGGCUACUCAAGCUCGUAGUAAAACCUGGAAUGGGCGAAACUGCUAUGCAAUAGGAGUCUUUUUUUUUAGAUCCCUGUAGUUGAUUCUUGUGCAGUUUUUGUAGACAGACCAGGUCGUCCCUCUGUUUACUGUUUAUUUGUGUGUUGCUGAAUCACUGGUGGCGCUUUCAGCAUUUGCAAAAUAAUAGCUGUGCUGGGAAUCAAAUCCCAUUUUCCCCUUAAAGAAUCCAGCUUCUGUGUUUAAGAUUUGAGUCUGGAUUAUUGGAGCAGUAGAGCAGUGUUCUGGGGGUGUCUGUGAUCCACCAUCAUACAAUGAUUGAUACACUGUACUGUUCUUUAGAGGCAGGAAUCCACAGCUCUCUACUUAUUGAUUGCUGGACUGGCAUUGUCGGUUUUUUCCAAUAUCCAUCAAUUUCAUUACUCAUCUCAGUUUGUAAAUAGAAAGUACCAUGCUGGCAUUAAUAAAUACCCUUUUCUUUGAAA